This is a messenger RNA of Amborella trichopoda, 2191 nucleotides long. Its product is annotated as proline dehydrogenase 2, mitochondrial. Gene Ontology annotation, molecular function: proline dehydrogenase activity; FAD binding. The record is from RefSeq and is a predicted model, not a curated record. NCBI's taxonomy places the organism in Eukaryota, Viridiplantae, Streptophyta, Magnoliopsida, Amborellales, Amborellaceae. Gene Ontology annotation, cellular component: mitochondrion.
CUUUCUCUAUAAAAUGGUUGCACAAGGCACCAUUUCCUAAUUUCUACACUCCAGCUCAUGGCCAAACUUAUCGGCUCUCCUUUCAACCUCCUCCCAAGACUUGCCCUUUCUCUCACCCGCUCUCUCUCCACCAUUGAUACCACUCCUGUAAAUUUAGCAGACCACCCACCAUCACCAUCGCCAUCACCAUUACCAUGCAUAGAGAAUAGUCCUCUAAAUGUAGCUAAUCACCCAUCAUCAACAUGCAUACAUAGACCCCAAAAAUUAGCUGAUCAUACAUCAUCAUCAUCCAUAGAUUUCCAAAAACGCCCAUCAACCCCUCCAUCAUCAUCAUCAUACAUGGCUACUACCCCACAAAAAGCAACUACCUCAUCACCAUCACCCAUAGACAAAUACCCAUCAUCGACAUCAUCAUCUAUUGGUAUCAAUGAAUAUUCACCAUCUUCAUGCAUCGAUUUUGAUGUAUAUCCAUCGACCCCAUCAUCCAACAUAGGACCUCUUGAUCUCAAAAAUGGAGAGGCCCUGUUCUCUGGCAUGUCAUCAAAAGAACUGCUAAGAUCUCUGAUCAAUUUGAGCCUUGUUGCUUAUGAGCCUUUUGUUGACGCCGGAAUCCGGCUGAUGAAAUCUCCAUCUUUGCUAGAAAAUCCGAUUUUUCGGCAACUCGGCUUGCCGAUUAUAAAGAAGACUCUGUAUGAUCACUUUUGUGCAGGGGAGGACAUGGAGGAGGCGAGAGGGACUCUAGAGAGGCUCUGGGGUGUGGGUUUGAGGGGAGUUUUGGAUUAUGGAUUGGAGGAUGCAGAGGAUGAUUUGGGUUGUGAUGAGAAUCUGGAUCAGUUUCUCAAAACGGUUGAGAUGGCAAGUUUUCUUCCACCUUCAUCAGUGAGCUUCGCCUGCGUAAAGAUCACCGCGAUCUGCCCUCUCUCUCUCCUUGAAAGAGUAAGUGAUCUCCUGAGGUGGGAGCACAAAGACCCGACACUCCGCCUUCCAUGGAAACGUGACACACUCCCGAUUCUCUCUCCUUCUAGCCCGGUGUACCAUACACCAAACAAGCCUGAGUCACUAUCCCAGACAGAGGAGGCUAGACUCAACUUAGCUCACGAAAGGCUCGAAAAACUCUGUAAAAAAUGCAAUGAGUUUAGCAGUCCCUUGCUUAUCGAUGCCGAGUACACUACGGUGCAACCAGCCAUAGAUUAUCUCUCUAAUUAUGCUUCAAUUAUGUUUAACAAGGAUGAAAAUGCCCUUGUUUAUGGUACUAUACAAGCGUAUUUGAAGGAUGCCAAGGAGAGGUUAGUGAUGGUGUUAGGGGAGGCAGAGAAGAGGGGGAUUUCAGUUGGGUUUAAGCUUGUGAGGGGAGCAUAUAUAAGUCGGGAGGUGGCCCUUGCUAGGUCGUUAGGUGCGCCAUCACCGAUCAAUCCAUCGAUUCAAGCAACACAUGGCGUGUAUGAUUCAUGUGCUUCUCUAAUGCUCGAGAACAUUGUGAAGGGCCGGGCAUCUGUUGUUCUUGCUACCCAUAAUCUAGAAUCAGGGAAAGCAGCAGUUGCGAAGGCAGAAGAGCUAGGACUGAGCAGAGAGAACCCCAGGUUACAGUUUGCUCAACUCAAGGGAAUGGCAGACACCCUCUCUUUUGGGCUGAAGCAAGCAGGCUUCCAAGUAUGCAAGUACUUGCCGUAUGGCCCUCUUGACAAAGUCAUCCCUUACCUCCUCAGAAGAGCUGAGGAAAACAGAGGCAUGUUAUCAUCUUCUGCCACCGAUAGACUUCUCAUGGGAUCAUUGGAUCUGCACAACCUUUUGAGCUGCAAAAUCAUGGAACUAAAGCAGAAAUGCAACGGAGACUACUUGGGAUGCAUUUUAGAUCCUAAGUCCAUCGCUAACAUAGCAACAUAGACUUUCAAAAGGAGACCACAUUUUAACAAGAUCUCCAAUAAGCUUGUCCCAUUUGACGAUCUGCCACUACUCUGCACACUUUUUACAGAUAAGGAAUGAUUCAUAUGUAUAAUUCCGUCUUUUAUAAAUAAAGUUAAACCAAUAAUAUAAAACUGGAAAACUACAUGAAACUACUGACUAAAUAGAAUUUGAACAAAAGAUCCAAUUUGUGACUGAUGGUUAACAGAACUGAUACUUGCUUGUAAAGUCUAUGUUUAUUUAUUUAUUUAUUUUGGUUCUAAUAUGCGCUUGGUUUACUGAUUGUUGU